AUGGAUGAAUUAUUUGAAUAUAUUGAUGGAAAUAUUUUUGAUCCAUUUAAUUUCAACUCUCGAAUAAAUAAUUGCGAUGAAGCACAAAAAGGUGACAGUCUGAAAAUGGAUACAGAUUUAAUAACAGUUGAGCAUUCUUCUAAUGAUUCUUAUAAAACAUCAGAUGAUUUGCAUGGUGGUGGAGAAAUAUAUUACAAAAUGAAUUCUCUUGAAUAUGCAUCCAGUCUAAAUACGUCUGAUGGUUCUGAGUCGUCUUCAAUAGGUAAAAUUCCAUCGCCUUUGAAUGAAAAUAAUGACGAUGCAGAGUUUUUUAAUGCUGAUGACUGGAUAAUUGACGGUACUUCAUCAUCGAAAAUUCGGCCUCCAAAAUUAUGUGAAUAUCUUCGUUUACUUCUUGAUAAUCCACGCUAUGCUUCAUAUGCAUCUUGGAUAAACAAAGAUGAAGGUUUAUUUAAAAUUCAUAAUCCACCAAAAGUUGCUAGUCUUUGGAAAAGGGUUAAAAUACGGCAAACUCAUGGAUUAAUGAAUUAUGAGACUUUUGCACGUUGUAUGCGGUAUUAUUAUAAGUCCGGAUUAAUGAUUAAAACACAUAGAAGACAUACAUAUCGUUUUGCUCAAACAUAA
This is a messenger RNA of Rotaria sp. Silwood1, 624 nucleotides long. Lineage: Eukaryota; Metazoa; Rotifera; Eurotatoria; Philodinida; Philodinidae. The record is from the annotation of a GenBank genome assembly.